AUGGAUGAUGACAGCAGCGGCCGCCGCGCCGCUCCUGUGCGUGCAAAUUCGACUCGCUCCUGGAAGUCAGAUAUGAUGGACGUUUGCCAGUUGCCACGGUUCUCGUUCCGGAACGAGACAAGAGGGGAGGAGGUCCCGGCCCCCUCCCUGCACACACGGAAGAAACAAAAAGAAUCGGAUAUCUGGGAUCUCGAGAAAGACCAGAACAACAUAUUACAGCGAGGCGAGAAGAAAAGCACAGCCACGCAGCACGACCCCUACCCUCCCUGCGUGGGCGUGUGGCCAAGUAGGAGAGAAGGCCAAGAAGGCUUCAAAAGCUUUUCAUUUCAAGAGCGGAGACUGAAGAGAGCGUACUGCUUCAGGCUUCUCUUCCUCCAGACUCACUUCUUCUGCAGAGACCUCGGGAGCUGGAUCACUCGAGCUCGAUUUCAGAGAACUUCUAGGAAUGUGAAGGCUUGUUGUAUUCAUGUCCCUGAAGAGGUCCAGGACUACUGGAACAAGAUGUUCUCAGAAGGGUAUCAAGCCGAUGUCUCUAUCUCGACAGAUGAUGGAACCAAGAUUUUAUCACAUUCAUGCAUCCUUGGCAUCAGAUCUCCUAUUCUAAGAAACAUGCUGGAAGAAGCUACAGUACAAAAUGGUUUCAGACAUAUCCUGAUUCCUGGUGUACCAUCAGAAGCGGUCCAUGUCUUCAUCAGAUACCUAUAUUCUUCACGUUUCAAGCAGGAUGAGAUGAAGAAAUAUGCUCUUCACUUGCUUGUACUCUCUCACGCUUUCUCGGUACCAUCCCUGAAGAUUGUCUGCACCGACCAACUUGAGAGAUUUUUUCUUGCUCCUGAUAACGUGGUAGACAUGCUACAACUGGCUAGACUAUGUGAUGCACCAAGGCUCUCGCUCGUCUGUACCCGUAUGAUCGUUGGAGAUUUCAAGACUAUCUCUCUGUCGGAAGGGUGGAAGGUGAUGAGACAGAUCAACCCAAGCCUAGAACAAGAGCUUCUUGAGUCUCUUGUUGAAGUGGAUACAAGAAGGCAAGAAAGAACUAAAAGGAUGGAGGAGAAGAAGGUUUAUCUCCAACUACAUGAAGCUAUGGAAGCCCUUGUUCAUAUAUGCGGAGACGGAUGUAGGACAAUUGGUCCUUGGGAUCAAAAACUCAAGGGCAGUCAAGCUGCUUGCAAGUUUCCUGCCUGCAAGGGUGUUGAGCUGCUCGUGCGCCAUUUCGCAGCAUGCAAAAUGCGGGUGCCUGGUGGCUGCGCCAACUGCAAGCGCAUAUGGCAACUUCUUGAGCUGCAUUCUUGCAUGUGUCCCACAACAGACAGCUGCAGGGUUCCUCUAUGCAGGCAUUUUAGAAUGAAGAUGCAACAGCUGGGGAAGAAAGAAAAGAUAAAAUGGGACCUUUUGGCGUGUAAGGUGCUAGAGAGCAAAGGAACAAUCAGUUCCAUCCCAACAAGGAGAAAGCUAACAUCCAAGGCAGUUGGAAGUUGCCGUGUAGUUUGACAGCGAAGAUGUUCCUUCGGACAUCUGAGCAUCUGAAUCAUU
Molecule: messenger RNA, 1533 nt
Organism: Lolium rigidum
Lineage: Eukaryota; Viridiplantae; Streptophyta; Magnoliopsida; Poales; Poaceae
Product: BTB/POZ and TAZ domain-containing protein 3-like
Exons: 7
Coding region: 1-1491 (496 amino acids)
Molecular function (GO): protein binding
Source: RefSeq, a predicted model, not a curated record